This is a messenger RNA of Cyclopterus lumpus (lumpfish), 3117 nucleotides long. Its product is annotated as SR-related and CTD-associated factor 4-like. Lineage: Eukaryota; Metazoa; Chordata; Actinopteri; Perciformes; Cyclopteridae. Gene Ontology annotation, molecular function: RNA binding; RNA polymerase II C-terminal domain phosphoserine binding. Gene Ontology annotation, cellular component: nucleus. The coding region runs from base 198 to 2483 and encodes 761 amino acids. Gene Ontology annotation, biological process: negative regulation of termination of RNA polymerase II transcription, poly(A)-coupled. The transcript is spliced from 18 exons. The record is from RefSeq and is a predicted model, not a curated record.
UGGGGCGGAACCUCGAAGCUAGUAGCCAUUCCUAGCAUAGCAGAGCUAUGUGACCACACAUUAUAAUCAAAACAUAACCUUUCAACGUCGCUGAUUAUGUUACCUAACGUUAUGUAACUACACUACACAAUACUAUACUUUGGUAAAGUACCGAAAUACAAGAGUUCGUCAACUGGUGUUCAACAUAAGAAACCAUUAUGGAUGCAGUGAACGCGUUCAACAUGGAGUUGUUCUCCAUGAUUGACAUGAAGCCUCCAAUAUCCCGUGCUAAAAUGAUGUCUGUAACAAAAUCAGCCAUCAAAGCUAUCAAGCUUUACAAACAUGUUGUCCAGAUUGUUGAAAAGUUCAUCAAGAAGUGCAAGCCAGAAUUAAAAAUCCCUGGUUUGUAUGUUGUGGAUUCCAUUGUUCGACAGUCACGGCAUCAGUUUGGUGUUGACAAAGAUGUAUUUGGGCCCAGAUUCUUAAAGAACUUCACAGAUACCUUCCAAAACCUUUACCGGUGCCCAGAGGAUGAUAAGGUACUGUAUUUUAACAAAAUUCUUCGUGUCCUGAACCUGUGGCAGAAGAAUGGUGUGUUUGACAUGGGCAUCAUUCAGCCACUGAUGGAUAUGUCCAAUGGAGCCAAUCUACCUGUUCCUGAACUGGAAGUUCCUGCUGAACCCCAACCGGAGACACAGCUUCCUAUCACUAGUGCCUCAGUUGUGCCUGCUGUGUCCCAGCUACCCACUCCUGAUGCAUUAGCUGCUGUGGCACAGCUUUUUCAAUCUCCCCAUGGUCAGGAGCUGCAUAGGAUGCUCCAGAACUUCCAGCAGGCAGAUAAGACCCUGGCAGCCACGCUUGCAAACAACAUACCAAACCAACCACAGAAGCCUGUGUCCCAGCUCAACUCGUACAGUGCACACACAGAAAAGAGAGGCUCUUUAGCCGAGAAACUCCUCGACCGAUUUGAUUACGAUGAUGAACCUGAGGAAACGACAGCAAAAGAAGGCAGUGCCCCGUCACAAGGCAUUCCUGAAACUGAUUUCAAUCAGUUUCCUGGUCAGAUGCCUGCCCCGGAGAAUGUUCAUCCACAUAUGAUGGCACAUAGCGGUGGUAUAGAGCACGGUGGAGGAAUAAGUCAUGGUGAACAUCAUAUGAUGCUGGAUGGAUACCGUUCCAUAAAUGAGGCUUAUUCACAAUCACAGGGAAAUUCAAGAGAAGACUCAACUGUGAGGCGGGAGGGCAGACACCGAGGCUAUGGCAGGAGAUCACGGUCCAGAUCUGGUUCACGAUCUCCCAAGAGAAGAAGAUCACGGUCUUCGUCCCGCUCAAGAAGGUCAAGGCAUCGGCGCUCUCAUUCUCGCUCUAGAGAACAACGCUUGAGAUCUCGCUCUUGUUCUCAGGACAGGAAUGAAAGAGAGAAGGACAGAGAGCGCAGACAGAAAGGUUUUCCCAGCAUAAAGAUCAAGAUGCUCAGUGUUUGCAGCACCACACUUUGGGUUGGUCAACUAGACAAGAAGACGCAGCAGUCCGACGUGAUGUCCCUUUUGGAAGAGUUUGGCCAGAUUGAUUCCAUCAAUAUGAUUCCUCCGAGGGGUUGUGCCUAUAUUGUUAUGGUUCACAGACAAGAUGCUUAUACAGCCUUGAACAAACUCAGUAAGGGUUCAUACAAAGUCAAUCAGAAACCUGUUAAGAUUGCUUGGGCUUUGAACAAAGGUAUAAAAUCAACGCACAAAAAGUUCUGGGAUGUGGAGCGGGGAGUUACCUACAUUCCCUGGAGCAAAGUCAAAGUUGAGGAGUUGGAGAGCUAUCGGGAAGGGGGUAUGCUGGACGCAGACACACUCAAUCCAGAGUGGAAUAAUGGCAAGGACCUCAGUAAGCAGCCAUCUGUAAAUGGAGCGCUGGAAAGUGUACCUGCAGAAGGAACUGUCACUGCUCACAUUCAGGUGCCACCGGUUCAACAGGCAGCACCCAUCGGAAGUCCCCCUGCUUUUCCCGGCCCCAUCCUGCUGUCCCCUACAUCCAUGCCUCCAGGAGGAGCUCCUUUUAUCUCCACAGAGUUUGACCUUUUAAAGUUGGCACCAGGUAGUGUAAAACCUCCAGAGGAGUCCACCAAGGAUUCUAAAAGAGACACAGGCACUCCCUCAGAUCUGGCCACCGACAACCAUCUGGGGUCUCCUGCAGCAUUGGGCAUGGCCCUGCCAGCCACAGCAGUCAUGCAGGGUCCCAGAUUGGGUAUGUCCCCUCCCGGCAUGCCCAAUCCUCAUCUACCUCCAUUCCUCUCACCUCCAAACAUGCCACACAUGCCCCCGCAAAUGAUGCCCGGAGGACCGAUGUUUCCACCAGAUCGAUUCAGAAUGCCUAUGCCCUUUCCUCCUCGCGGCCCUCCUUUUCAUCGACAUCCUUCUAUGGGACCAGACGGCAUGCAUGUCAGAGAAGGGGGCCAUUUCAGAAAUGGGAGAGCAGGGUUUGGGUGCCCACCCUUCCAGAGAGGGAGGUGGUAGAGGUAUUGAAGGACCUGAGGGGAGAGGAAGCUGAAUCACUGUGACGGAUAAGUAUCAAGACGUCUGGUUCAACAAGGACUGUUGUGAACCAUUGAGGGUGCAUACAUUUGUGUUUGGACUUUCUUUUUUACCACAAGGACCUUUUCUUACUGUCACAAACAAUGAAAAACAGGACACAGUGUUCUGAAUGUGAUCCAUGCGCCUUCAAGUUCACCAGAAAAGACUCUUUGCUGUAAAUACUGUAUGUGCUCGUUGCUGUUUGCUAUGUUUUUGUAUAUUUGAAGUUGUGUAGUCUAUGCUGAAGUCUAAUCUUAGUAGUUGGAGGGGAUAACAAAGGCAAAGUCUGUAUUUUUUAGCUUAUUCCUUCACCAUAGUUUUUGUGUAUGGAAGGAGACUAAACAUAUAUAAUUCCUUCACUUUUUGGGGUAUUUAGUUUUUAGAAAAAUGUCUUUGUCUUUGUAACACACUGUUUAAUUCUUCAGUUGAAGUUGGAUUUCAUUUGAAGGAGAAGACAUCAUGUCCUGCCAGCAGAGGGUAGUGUAAACCCUGUUACCAUGGCCAACCUCUGUUGUACAUAAAGGUCACACCUUGUAGGAUCAUGUGCAGUGAAUAUUAAAAAAGGGGUACAAUUUGA